AUGCCAGUUGUUUCUACAAAUGGGUUUUUGUUGUUUGCGCAAGAGUUACGAAUCAAAAUAACUGGACAUAGACAGUAUCAUCAAAAUGAUUUAAUUUCAUCUUAUUUGUCUCAUAUUGUGACACCACUUUGGGAGCGUCUUACAAGUGAAGAAAAAAAGGUCUGGAAAGAUCGAGCAAAAAUGAAGCGCCAUAUUGAGGAGUAUUUUACUUUAAUGCAUCAGCCGAGGAUGUCGGCAAAACGAAAGAGACGUGAAAUGACGCAAGUUUUGAUAUUUGCUGAUUUGAAUAUUAUUUGGAAAAUAGGCAGACAGAGUGAUGAAAGAAAAGAGAAUUAUGAAGCUAAAAACUUGGAAGAAAAAAGUGAAUGUGAAACGGUGAACGAGGAGAAGGAGGAGGGAAGAAAUGAAAAACUGGAUGAAUUUGAUGAAAAUGAUUAUCCUGAAGACUUAAUGAUCGGAAUUCCUUUGAAUCAGCUGGAAUAUGACUCGGAAGGUAAUUCGUUUUCAACCUUGAAGUCAAUAUGCCAAAAAUGGCGUGAGUCACGUUUUCAGUAUUCAUCAAUUAUUGGCCCAUGGCGUUUAAACAAUAAAAUACAGCGAAGACGAGCAGAAUUUCACGCUAAUGAAACGCAUCAAAUUCAUUUAGAUAUGCCUGGCGGAAAAACGUCAAAAAUUCCAACACAAAAUUCAGUACAUUACCUUCUAGUUGCAGAAAGAGUAAAAAAGAUGCGAAACUGCUUACGUGAAAUUUUGGGCAGAUGUGAGCCAACAAUCGCACAACAUCAAGGCAUCUCAGUUGGUCUUUAUCAGGAAGGAAUCGAGGAAUUCGACUCGGAUGCUAAACCACUCUCAUUAACGACAUUCAACGUCAAUUUUGCUCACGAAUCUUGUGAUCGAAAAAAAGCACUACCUAAUGACAUUUAUGGUAGUAGCAACUUCACAAACCGUAGAUCAGGAUAUACGAACAGCCAAUAUAGUGCCAAGCAUUCUCAAACAUCGCAACCAGUUUUUGCGGCUAAUAAAGAAGGAAGACGAUGGUUGAUUUGCUUGAAUCACGAGUAUGAAAAAGUUCGUGCAUCUUUGGACUACCUUAAGCAAGCACAGAAACUUUGCUACGAAGGUUUUCCUACAACAGAAGAUCGUUUCUGGUAUGCUGAUGCAGUGGUUGAUGCUUUAGCAGAAUUUGCGAAUGGUACACCGAAUCCUGAAUACAAAUUAUGGAUGGAUAUUUUUGGAAAAAGACAACCAUUCGAGUUCAAUACUCCAUGGGAACGUAGGGCAAACGUUUUCUGUCACACUCAUAGCAUCACGCGGAAUUGUUGCUGUGCUUCUGCAACCGCUAUUCGAAGUUGUUUUGCAAUGUUUUUUGCACUUCAUGAACCGCUUGAUUUGACGUUAGCCGACUAG
Messenger RNA from Thelazia callipaeda (thelaziosis nematode), 1407 nucleotides. NCBI's taxonomy places the organism in Eukaryota, Metazoa, Nematoda, Chromadorea, Rhabditida, Thelaziidae. The record is from the annotation of a GenBank genome assembly.